AUGAAACUACCAUAUCCUCAAGCAUAUCUCCCCGCCCUCUUAUUCGCCCUCCUGACCCAAUCAGGACCAGCUGAGUCGCCGCGAAGUCCGCCGGACGAAGAGCAACAGGCAGGUCAAUCGCGAGCGCUUCUUCGGCCACAAGGGCCCCUCCACCGUAUCACACUCUGUUGA
Messenger RNA from Puccinia triticina, 171 nucleotides. RefSeq lists its product as uncharacterized. The transcript has 2 exons. Lineage: Eukaryota; Fungi; Basidiomycota; Pucciniomycetes; Pucciniales; Pucciniaceae. Bases 1 to 171 code for a protein of 56 amino acids. The record is from RefSeq and is a predicted model, not a curated record.